This is a messenger RNA of Juglans microcarpa x Juglans regia, 969 nucleotides long. Its product is annotated as protein PARTING DANCERS homolog. Gene Ontology annotation, biological process: resolution of meiotic recombination intermediates. The record is from RefSeq and is a predicted model, not a curated record. NCBI's taxonomy places the organism in Eukaryota, Viridiplantae, Streptophyta, Magnoliopsida, Fagales, Juglandaceae. The transcript has 8 exons. The coding region runs from base 62 to 826 and encodes 254 amino acids.
CAAAAUCUGCCAGACCCCCGGCUCCAUCUCUCUCUCUUGAAACUUCUCAUCAGCUUCACCAAUGGCGAAUUUGGAAGCAACCUAUAAAGAUUCGACGGCUCAAAAUCACUCAACUCUUACGAAUUCAGGUGGUGGAGUGUGUAUGAUGAGAACCACAUGGAGAGAUGAACAACACCCAUCCUUUAUCGAUUUUAUCUCCUCCUUCCUCAGUGCUAACUCUAUCCGUCUUAACUUCGUCCCCAUUGCCCCGGACUUUAUUUUCAAUUGUGGAGGCGUUUCCGUGGCAUUCAUAUUUCUCACGAACUUGGAUUCCAAAUACCUUUCACUAAUGUUCAACAGAGUUCAGAAACUGAAGGGGCAAUUUGCAAAUCUCUAUGUUGUUAUCAUCCUCCCAACCAAGGAACAAAAUGAUUUGUUUGCUCGCUCUUACUUCGAAUAUGGGAUGGAGCUUGGUAAGCCAACCUUUGUGCCAGUACAAGACCUAGAGAUGGGCUUUGAGAAGAUUGUCAAGAUAGCUCACUCCCGCGGAGUAUGCAAACGACAGGAUGCCGUAACAAGAUUAAAAGUUGAGAGGAAAUAUUCUGUGCAGCGGAUGGACUUAUUUCUGAAAGUGGUCACAUCCAUACCAGGCCUUGACAAUCAUGAUGCAAAUGCGCUUAAUCAAGCAAUUGGCUCGGUUGAAGCAAUUGCCAAGGCAUCGAAGGCGUACAUUCUGGAAAACACAGACCUUUCAGCUGACAAGGCAGAAAUAAUUUCUAGGUUUUUCAGGGAUCCGAAGUUUUACCUUAGCCCCAAGAUCAAUAGAUCAGAGAAACAGUUGAUUUAAAUGAAAUCCUGAAAUAUUUUGUUAAGCAGACCCGAGGUGAUAUCCUUUAACCAAGCAUUGCACACUAAGGUGUGUUAUAAAAGCCUUUCCAACUUAAAAUUCUAGUGAGUACACUAAGGAAUGUCAGGAUAAGAUUGAUUAGA